AAAUCGCGUAACUUCUCUCCCCUCUCUCUCUCUCUCUCUAUCAUCCCUACUCCAAUCGGCGGAGAAUUUUCCGGUGAAUCAGAUGGUUGAUCCGGGACGGAGUUCAACUCUAGAGUCAGAUCCCCUACAUUCUUACUCAGGUCUCUCCUUGUUUCCUCGCACGCUGAAAUCAAUGUCCAUCCCUCCUCCUCCUCCUCUCUACCAAUCCGACGCUCUUCAGCAGACGCAUACUCUCCUCGAAUCUAUGCCUUUUGAAGUUUCAAAAGAGCAUCAGGAGCAGGCAAAGUGUAUCUUAGAUGAAAGCUCACAAGUUUUAGAGCAAGGCACUGGGAGCAGUGGUGUAGCAGCAUCAGAAGAAGAUGCGAAUGUUGUUGGUGUCGAGGCGAACCCUAUCCCUACUAAGCGGGAAAGAAGACCGGCGUAUGAACGUAAACGAGCACACUUUACUUUCAAGCCUACGAUAAGUGAAUCAUCACCUCAAAAAGAACCAACUUUUGAUCCAAGUAAAUAUCCAAAACCAAGAGAGUACUUUGCUGCGUAUGAGAGAUUUCUAAUUGCUCAACGAGAAUGGCAGAAGCAGACUGGCACCUUUGUAAAAGAGACACACCAGUAUCAGAAACGCCCUCGCAGACCAGAGCUUCCAGGGAGAAAACGGGGUACAUACAAGCAUACUUAUACGGAUAGUUAUCUCAUUGACUUGAAAAAUUCUCAAAGUGAAAACCCCGUUCCUUCUGAACAAAGCUUAGAGGAAAACGCUGCUGCACAUGUUAAGCCUGCGGAACAAAGCUUAGAGGAAAACACAGCUGCACAUGUUAAGACUGCGGACAGAGAAGUUGAUGAUUCAACGGCAAACGCAGACAAGAACUUAGAAAAUAUUUUGACUGAGUUGCUUGCUUGCUCUCCGGAUGAGCUUGACGGGGAUGCUGGUGUCAAGCUUUUGGAGGAACGCUUGAAUAUCAAGCCCAUUGAUAAGCAAAGGCUUGCUUUCCCUGAAAUUCCUGAAUUUAUAGAUGUCAGAAGAAUGGACUUGAAGGCGUCUGGAAGGAACCCAUCAAAGCCAAGAACUGCGUUGUCAAACAUACAGAAUUUGGUAAAAGGGAUCAACAGUGAUGCGAGUCGGAAAAAAAGCCAGGCAUCACCAUCAUAUUCACCACAGGAUCAGUUUUCAUUUCCCGACAGGCUUAAUUUGCUUCCAGGCGAUCAACAGCCUGGAGAGGUCGAUACUGCAAAGGAUUCGAAUGCCACUUUGGGAUCUUCAGUGGCCAACAAUACUGAUAACGUUAUAACUGAUGCAUCUCCGUCUAAUGUGGGCGCUGUUCACGUUGCUAGCGAAUUCAACAAUUCAGUGCAGAAGAGUUUCUUUGAAGAUGGUUCUGACACUCUCUCUGGCGUCCAUAGAUCUAAUUCAAGUCCAGAUAGGAACGCAGAUAACUGUGUGGAUAGCAUCACGGACAUAGAUCCAGCCACACUGAAGCUGAAUGUAGAUGUGCAAACAAAAGGAAAUGAGGGAGAUGUACUCAUGGGUGAAAGUGAAGCAAACAGAAACACUGGCAGAAGAGAAAAUGAUGUUGAUAUCAAUGAAAUAACUGAGCAGUUAGACAACCUGGCGGAAGUUGCACCUAGAGACGAUGCAAGAAUGGAUCAUUUUACUGUAGAAGAUGAAAGCAUCCCAUAUCAGCAAGAACAAUACAACACCAUGGAGGGAUCCAUUGAACAUGAGGAGCACAUUCAAGGACCACCACAUGGAGAGGAAAAUGACAACGCAGACACUACUUGUGGAGUUCAAGUAGAAGAUGCUCAGCAGGAGGCUCACAACUCGUCAGCGAAACAGACAAACAAGAGAAGCAAGAGAGGAUCUUCUGAUAGCAAUAUGAAAAAGCGAAGCAAAACCGUGCACGGCGAGAGUGAGAAGGACAAGCAAACGAAAACAUUAUCACAUGAAAGUAGAGCAAAGAAGCAAACCAAAGGAAAAGCGAACGAGAGAACGGAGAAGACGCAAAAGAAGACAGUAACACGUGAGAGUCAGAUGUUCUCCCGUAGGAAAAGCCUUGCAGCUGCUGGUACUAAUUGGGAAACUGGUGUCAGACGAAGUACAAGGAUUAAGUCGAGACCUCUUGAAUACUGGAAAGGUGAAAGAUUCUUGUACGGACGUGUUCACGGGAGUUUGGCGACUGUGAUCGGAAUAAAGUAUGAAUCUCCGGGGAACAAGGGCAAAGGCGAAACGCGCGCAUUGAAGGUGAAAUCAUUUGUAUCUGAUGCAUACAAAGAGUUCGUUGAAUCAGCCGCCUUGCACUGAAGAUUCUUAAUAAUCCUAGGAGGAGAGUGUUCAAAGCAAAUAAUCUUUUAAUCAUAACUCUAUUGAUAUGGUGUUUCGUGUCCACUAUUAUCACUUCGGGUCUCCAUAACCUGUCACUUUCUUCUUUAUUCAGACCGCAACUGUUUUGGAAUUUCGAAAACGUAACCGAGAGUUUCAACUUUCAGUUAGUUUUCCUCCAUUUUGAUUAGUCUCAAAGUCUUUGGUAUUCAUUUCUAAGGCA
Raphanus sativus (radish) is the source of this 2537-nucleotide messenger RNA. RefSeq names its product centromere protein C. The record is from RefSeq and is a predicted model, not a curated record. Gene Ontology annotation, molecular function: centromeric DNA binding. Gene Ontology annotation, cellular component: kinetochore. The transcript is spliced from 11 exons. NCBI's taxonomy places the organism in Eukaryota, Viridiplantae, Streptophyta, Magnoliopsida, Brassicales, Brassicaceae. Bases 83 to 2296 code for a protein of 737 amino acids. Gene Ontology annotation, biological process: spindle attachment to meiosis I kinetochore; kinetochore assembly; attachment of mitotic spindle microtubules to kinetochore.